AUGCCUGGCCCCACGAAUACUCUGCUGAUCGAAGGUUCCUUUGAGGAGCUUGCCGAUGAGCUCGCACAUUACGUCGAUGAGGUCCAAAAGAAACAAACUCCGGACAACGCCAACAUUCAAGCAGAAAUCACGCCUCUGUUGGAGAAGGGGCAGAAGGAUGAAGUGCUCAAAAAGCUCGUCACUGCCAGCGAUGUGCUGAAUACCGCUCCGGAGAAGGAAUUCAUAGCAGCCUACAACCUCCUCAUCCACCUAGUUCGCCAGUCACCGAACCUCGACAAAUUCCUCCCCAAAAUCUGCCAGAACCUUUCCGCCCCCGUAAAGUCCUCCCCAAACAAUGGCCCCGGCCUCGCCCUUUCCAUCCUGACUACGAUCUUCAACAUCCUCCCCCCAACGAAUGACACCCGCUACCACGUCUUCCUCGCAGUCCUGCGCGUCGUACGCAGCUCUUCCUCCUUCGAACUCCUCCGUCCGCAACUCAAGAACCUAGACAGCUGGAUCGCAGCGUGGGAGACUGACGAAGAAGACCAACGCAAAUUGUAUCUCGAAAUCGCAAACGUCGCCGCGGAGGCGGGCGAAGAUGCACAGUCAUAUCUCUAUCUACUCCGAACCCUACGCGCCAUCCCCGCCGACGAGGUCUCCUCGCCAGACUCCCACAACCUCGCGAUCCGUGCGCUCAAGGCCGCUCUGUCCCAUCCCUCGCACUUCGACUUCCAAGACCUCACCUCCAGCGACCCUAUCCAAGCGCUCCGCAAGUCGGAACCAGAAUGGUAUGAACUGCUUGAAAUAUUCAACGCCGAGCUGCUGGACGACUACAACGACUUCCUCGAAUCCCACGACGACUUCUUGUCCGAUGCGUCCCUUGAUGCGGCGGUUCUGCAUCGGAAAAUGCGCCUGCUCACGCUCGCCUCGCUGGCCGCGAGCACACAAAGUCGGAGUCUGCCAUAUCAGCAUAUAGCCCGCGCCCUACAGAUCCCCAGUGAGGAUGUAGAGAUGUGGGUGAUCGAUGUGAUCCGCGCAGGGCUCGUGGAGGGCAAGCUAUCCCAGCUCAACCAAACCUUCCUCAUACAUCGGAGCACGUAUCGCGUGUUUGGGGAGAAGCAAUGGACCGAGGUGCAAGGGCGGUUGGAUACGUGGAGGACGAGUCUGGAAGGGGUCCUCGCCGUUGUGAGACAGGAGCGGAUAAAGAUGUUGGGGGAGCGGGAGAGAGAGUUGAAGGAGUUGGAGGGUAGGAUGAACGGCGGGGGCGGCGGCGGGAGUGGCGGAACGGGUCGAGGGAUGGGUGGAGGCAGGAAUCCGAGGGAUGGGUUCGAAAUGGGGCUUGACUGA
Messenger RNA from Letharia lupina, 1326 nucleotides. RefSeq lists its product as uncharacterized. The record is from RefSeq and is a predicted model, not a curated record. Gene Ontology annotation, biological process: cytoplasmic translational initiation. NCBI's taxonomy places the organism in Eukaryota, Fungi, Ascomycota, Lecanoromycetes, Lecanorales, Parmeliaceae. The coding region runs from base 1 to 1326 and encodes 441 amino acids. Gene Ontology annotation, cellular component: eukaryotic translation initiation factor 3 complex; cytoplasm. Gene Ontology annotation, molecular function: translation initiation factor activity. The transcript has 2 exons.